This is a messenger RNA of Sphenostylis stenocarpa, 179 nucleotides long. NCBI's taxonomy places the organism in Eukaryota, Viridiplantae, Streptophyta, Magnoliopsida, Fabales, Fabaceae. The record is from the annotation of a GenBank genome assembly.
AUGACCAGUGGCGCUCAACAAAAUUUUAACUCAAAGCUUCAGCACAUGAGUACCGAAUAUUCUAUACCUAACCUACCGGUUCUUCGACCUACAAAUCUCAGGGUUUCGUGGAACAAAGGAUCCAAUAAUGUAGAAUACGGUCAAAUUCCAAACAAUAAGCAUCAGGUGGCUAUUGAAGU